AUGCCCAUCAAGGUUCAGCAUGUGAUGGACCUGUUCUCCCAGCUCGCUGAGGUGAAGGGCAUGAAGGCUGCUGUCAUAGACUGUGGUCAAGGAGCACUGGUGGCAGGUGCAUCAGCCUUUACUGGGGGGAUAUUGGCAGGUCCAGUUGGCAUUGCUGUAGGAGGAGCAUUAGGUGGAUUUCUUGGUGCCUGGAUGACUGCAGGACACUUCAGGCCAGUCCCUCAAAUUCUAAUGGAAUUGCCUCCAGCUGAGCAGCAGAAACUCUAUGAUGCAGCCAUGGCUAUUCUUAGGACCUUAAACUACACUGAUGCUGUUGGUCUGAUUCCUCUUGUAAUGGGAAAUGCUCGUCUCCGGCAGAUAUUCACAGAACUGCUGAAAACUUACUUCUCCAAAGAGCUAAAUGCAAAGUUGAUGUGUAGUAAAUAA
Messenger RNA from Dryobates pubescens (Downy woodpecker), 426 nucleotides. Its product is annotated as protein C19orf12 homolog. The record is from RefSeq and is a predicted model, not a curated record. The transcript is spliced from 2 exons. NCBI's taxonomy places the organism in Eukaryota, Metazoa, Chordata, Aves, Piciformes, Picidae. The coding region runs from base 1 to 426 and encodes 141 amino acids.